This is a messenger RNA of Anguilla rostrata (American eel), 1754 nucleotides long. RefSeq names its product leucine-rich repeat-containing protein 61-like. The transcript has 9 exons. The record is from RefSeq and is a predicted model, not a curated record. Lineage: Eukaryota; Metazoa; Chordata; Actinopteri; Anguilliformes; Anguillidae. Gene Ontology annotation, molecular function: protein binding. The coding region runs from base 288 to 1073 and encodes 261 amino acids.
UACUUAUGUCGUCUGCGUUUAGUUUAAAUACGCCCGUGCAUUAAAAAAAUAAUAAUCACAAUAGCCAGACAUCAUAGGAACUACCUAAACUGACCACAACAAACAAGUUGUCGUCGCGAUUUAACUAGCCUGGCGAGGACCACUCAGAAAUUAACCUUUGCAGUGUAUAGCCAGCUAGCUAGCGGCAUAGAUAGCGACUUCGGUAGCCAGCUAGAUAAUUACAGUGUUGUACAGCUAAAUGUAUCGUAAUAAACAGAGCUAAUCACCAAACCAUAAAGAUCAGGAUAAUGGAUGGCAAAAGAGACAAAGCCCAAGAAACCGAAGUUGCAAAAAUUACAGCCGAGCUGCUGAAGUCCCGAACGGGGGAGUUCGACCUGGAAUCAAUUUUGUUUCUCAAACUCAGAGGCCUUGGUAUAUAUGAUCUUGGCUGUGUGGGAGAGUGUAUGAAUCUGGAGAGAUUAGACCUUUCUGGGAACAACAUCACAAAUCUAACGCCUCUGUCCUCCCUGCGCCUUCUUAUCUCGCUCAAUCUGUCUGCUAAUAGGAUUACCAGUUUAGAAGCCAUUAGCAGCUGUUACAGCCUACAGAAUCUAAAUGUGGCUGGAAACCUUAUUAACAGUAUAGAAAACCUACAUUGUCUUCAGCCUAUGAGAAACAUGGAGAGUAUUCGCCUUAAUGACAACCUGUAUAACUACACCAACCCAGUUUGUAAGAACUCGGCAUAUAGAAACGUUCUCUUGGAAAUGUUCCCUAACAUCAAGGUGUUGGAUGGUGAAAGAGUGGUUGGACGAGGGAGCGAUUUAUACCAACUGUGCAAAGACAUUGAUGACACAAUAAAAGAAGGCAUGGCUAGAAAUGGACAGACAGUAGAAGUGCCUGAGUGCAAGCCUUGGGUUGAAGACGGAUAUUGGGACAUAAAGCGAUCAAAUAGCGCUAUCGUCGAUGAGGCCUAUAAACAGUUCAGUGACGUUCUCCAAGAGUGCAGGCUCCUGAACAGCAGGGCUGCCCAUGCCAUCGCCCAGACGGAGAGGGCUCUGACAGCCAAGAGUCAGCCGAAGCAGUACUCGGUGUGAAGCGUCAGGCGUCCGAGCCACGCCCAACCCCCCUCCCCUUUAUACCGCCAGUGUAAUGCUGUGCUCUGCAUCAGUGCUGGAAAGAAACCUUUUUUUUUUCUUUUCCUUCAAGGAAAUUUGUUUUGGUCUACCCUGUAUGCUUGAUAUCAUUGCUCGAGUCCUUAAACGUAUCCUGCCUUAUGCCCAGUGGUUCUGAGAAGAGCCAGAGUCGACUCUGCAGUGUUCGUUGGAGCUUCAAACCACCGUGGUUACAGAAUUGGGCCUUUUCCACCAUCUCAGGAUGCUGUUAAGGUGUUUGUUCACCUAGCGCACUACACGUAACACAACAGCUCGCGUUGCUUAAAGCUAUGCUGCUUUUUGGGGUUAGAAAUGGACUCGUUCUUUCAUUAUUUUGACUAUUUUUAUGUAUCAGCAUUAAGAAAGCUUUUCUGUAUUUCCAAAUAUGCACGUUGCACUGCUUGAUGGUGAUUUUUUGGAAAUAUUUUCCUGUUUGUAUUAUAUGCUUUACAAAAAAGCAAGGCACAUAUAACUAUUUCUUUGGUACCCAGAGAAGUCCUGAAUAGUAUUUUGCUUUUGAGUCAUUAACUUUUGACUCUCUACCUCAUUCCUUAUCGCUUAUAGAAAUCUUCUGAGUUUCCUUUGUGUGUAUAAAAAAUAAAGCUGGUUGCUGAGAAAGAAAAA